GCGCGCCCAAGCAGGCCUGAUCCCGCAACUCGUCUGGCCAUCAGUCGGUCUCCCGCCUUAGCUCCGCUGUGCUGCCCGCGAUGGCGCGCAGGGGUCGCCCUUACUGGUGGCCGAGAAGCCGCUCGGCGUGAGGCCGGGCCGGGCUGGGCUGGGGCCGGGGGAAUCGCCGCGCCGUCCCCUGAGCCGCCCGGCCCGGGCGCCGAGAGACAGCCGGCAUCAAGAGCGUACAGCAUCGGCCAGGAACGAGCAGGCGGCUUGGUGUUUGGACCUGAGCUGCCGAUGCUGUGCUCUCCUGAUGCUGAACAGCCUGUGUCCAGAAGAUGAGCAGAUUGUUGGUGGGAGUGACCCUCGAGAGGAUUUGCAAAGCUGUACUUCUCCUAUGUUUACUGCACUUCCUUAUCAUCAUGAUUCUCUAUUUUGAUGUCUACGCCCAGCGCUUGGACUUUUUCAGCCGCUUCAACGUACGAAACUCUUCCCGCUCUCUGCCCUAUGCCAACGUCUCUCGGCCUAAUGGUACUGCUGGGCCUCUGGGUGCUGAGCUCCUGGCUCCAAGUGUCAAGCCUGUUGGGGCCAACAACACCGUCACUGAGAAGCCCUUACCUCCCUGUCCAGAGAUGCCACCUGGUCUUGUGGGGCGACUCCUUAUUGAAUUUAGCUCUCCCAUGAGCAUGGAGAGAGUACAGCGGGAGAACCCAGAUGUUCAGGAGGGUGGCAAGUAUUCACCCCUGGACUGUGUGCCUCGACAGAAAGUGGCCAUCCUCAUACCUUUCCGCCACCGCGAGCAUCACCUCAAAUACUGGCUCCACUACCUGCAUCCAAUCCUACGACGUCAGAAGGUGUCCUAUGGAAUCUACAUUAUUAACCAGGGUAGCCAGUCAGUCGGUGCACGCUCCACCGAUCCAUGCACUGUGCACCAAGGACAGCAAUAUCGCGUUCCGUUACCGUACUCUGGCUACUUUGGAGGAGUCUCUGGCCUAAGCAAGACACAGUUUCUGAAGAUUAAUGGCUUCCCUAAUGAGUAUUGGGGCUGGGGUGGAGAAGAUGAUGACAUAUUUAACAGAAUCUCACUCAACGGCAUGAAAGUAUCACGUCCUGACGCUCGCAUUGGGCGCUAUCGCAUGAUCAAGCAUGAGCGCGAUCGGCACAAUGAACCAAAUCCCCAGCGGUUCACCAAAAUUCAGAAUACCAAGGUGACCAUGAAACGCGAUGGCAUUGGUUCACUGCAGUACCGCCUCGUGGAGAAGUUUCGCCGUCCCAUGUACACCAAUGUGACUGUGGAUAUUGGCCGACCGCCGCCACGCCCUUCUCGGGGUUGACUCUGCUGCUUGGCCCUGCCCGUGGUCCCAUGCAUGAGGAGCAACAUGGAUUUCAGCCCUGACCGGUUCAGAGGACUGUGUCCUGACUUGGAUAACCUGUCUGCCUCCUUCAUGGGAAAAGGGGAAAGGCUCAGGACAUAUCUUUGUCUCGUCCUUGCCUUUGGCUGAAGACUAGCUCCUUAACACUAGUCAGUUCUCCACAGUGCCCUUCAGAUUGGAGAAUGAAUGUGUGUUACAUGCUUGGUCCGGUGUUUCAAUUUUGGGCAGAGCCAAGCUCCCAAUUGCUGAGGAAGGCCCUGAGAGCAGAGAAGCCCUGUGUAGGGCUUUGACCUUCCCUUUGUCUCUGGCAGAGUCCAUCCUCUCCCUCAAGUUUUUGCAAGGCUGUGCCCCUGAAAGAUUCCAAGGGUAUGGUGGCUGCUCUUUGCUUCUUCUCACAGACUGAAGGACUACUGCCUUUUGAGCCUUUCUUCCAGGCACAGUCUGGUCUCACAGUGACUGCCAGCUACCAAGGUUAGAGAUGGUUUACAAUUGAGGAGAGCUCCAUCGCCAGUAAAAGCUCUAAUGGGUCUGGCCCACUGCCCACCUCCAUUCAUGGCUUGGUGCUGUCCCCUGGAUGCUUUUUUCUGACUCCAGUACACAGGGGUGUUUUAUACAAAUCCUCAUUAGAAUACUUGAGUGCUUCCUGGGUUAAUGUAUGUGUAGCCUGUCUGGCAUGGUACAACAGGACUUUCUUCUUAGCUGUGAUUUCUCUUCUUCCUUUCCGUGGAGCAGAUUGGAUGGGUAGUGAGGUUGUACCUUUUAGUAGGGUGGAUAGAUGGAUGUACGGUGUGACAUACCCUAAAGUGGGCUUGUUCCUCACUAUCAUAAGCACGCAGAACUUGUAGCCAUUUGUUAUAGAACGGAAUAACGUGAAGGUAGAUUUCAGCCUGUUUUCCCUUGAUCCACUACCAUCCCAACUUCCACUCCUCAAGCAAUUCUAGCAGCCCUACAGUUUCUGCCAGGCAUCCUGCCCUUAACCACUCAUUUUUUUUAAAAUCAAACUACCCUCAAUCACAGCCCUGAUGGUAUCUUGGUGGCAGUCCUACACCUAGUACUUGGAGCUAGGAAGCUGCUGGUGUUCCUUCAUUCUGGUUAUGGUGCCUGGCAAGUAGAAUCACCUGCACCUGUUCACUUUGGGGUGACAACUGGGCCAGGCUGGAAGCCAGGCACCAGCAUGUCAAAUAGCCCAGGUGCUGGUGACUUUUGUACAUUUGAAUGUUUUGAUCCCUUUUCAAGCCUAUGGUGAAUGCAACACUGGUCACUAUGGUCAGACUUUUGUAUUCAGUAAAGUUUCAAAACUUGGAAA
This is a messenger RNA of Thamnophis sirtalis, 2661 nucleotides long. NCBI's taxonomy places the organism in Eukaryota, Metazoa, Chordata, Lepidosauria, Squamata, Natricidae. The record is from RefSeq and is a predicted model, not a curated record.